Pomacea canaliculata is the source of this 5316-nucleotide messenger RNA. RefSeq lists its product as uncharacterized. The record is from RefSeq and is a predicted model, not a curated record. The transcript has 2 exons. Bases 1109 to 3490 code for a protein of 793 amino acids. Gene Ontology annotation, molecular function: DNA binding. Gene Ontology annotation, biological process: regulation of DNA-templated transcription. NCBI's taxonomy places the organism in Eukaryota, Metazoa, Mollusca, Gastropoda, Architaenioglossa, Ampullariidae.
CUGCAACUGUUGAAUAAAACACGCGAGGCUGUUAGUAUGUGUGCUAGUCCUUGCUUGCUCUUUGCCCUGAGCACGUGCUGAACGGGAACGAACAUGCACACAGAGACCGAGGGAGGUGCGUUGCCUAACGCUUCAAAAAUCCCGUCCACCCGCUUAUUUUUACUGAACGGCUACAUUUUGUGCUGAUCCGUUCACGGAGGAAAACACAUCGCGACAGCAGUUCACUGAAAACGUUUCUAAUCACCACCUAGUCUACCCUGGUAGUCUGUGUGGCAGCGCGCUCAAAAUGGCAGAUUUAGGCAACGCCACUCAGCCCCGCGACAGCCAAUCGCUGAGCUCCUCUUAGUUUCGACUAAAGGGAGGGAAAUCCAAACUACCGAAUCGCCAAUACAGUCGGACCCUAGGCCCUGUCACAUCGCAUUUCUUAGCCACAUUUGCGCGAGGGACGGUGCCUGCCACAACAACACCACUGGUAGACACACGGGCCCUCGUCAAACUGCCUGUUCGGCCGAAAGUAUUUUUUCAGGAAAGUUAUGCUCGCUCUGCUCCAUCGUGCAGCCGCACGGUCAGAAGAGAAUCGCAGUUUACUGGUACAGCUUGUGCUGAGUUUUUCUUCUUUUUUUCCGAGUGUUUUCGUCGUGAAUAUAGUGAAGGCGCCCGGAAAAAAACAGCAGUCAUGACAGACCCUAAGUUGACUUAUAACCUUCCACCAGCGGAUCACAAGCCGACCGUGUCACAAGAAACGGAAAACCUCUACCACCUGUCGCAUGUCGUUCGUCUCUCUCCUAAACAAGAAACUUGUUCCCCUCAAGCGGCUUCCCUCAAGGAACUAUCUGAAGGCAAAGAGAAGCACUCCCAUUACAUAUGCGAUUCAAGCUCUAAGGUAUCUCUGCAACAUGAACCAUGCUCAAAAGCUGAUUCUGUGAGUGCCCCAAAGACAAAGUGAACAGACUUGAAGAAAACGUUUGCCAUGCAACAAAGAACGACACCAAAGUAUUUCAGGUGCUGACCCAACAGCGACGUCACACCCCAGAUAUGGAACACAGCUAUGGUUGUGAUUCGGUACAAACUGACUUUUCUCUCCUGGUAUUAAACUCUGUGAACAUCAAUGGCAGGGACCUUGGCAGUGAACCCCAGCAGCUGCAAAGGCAACUGUCAGAGGCCCCACACUAUGACAAUCUGUUCAGAUCAGCCCAAACCGUUCAGGCUCACACACAGUCCCUCUGUUUGCCCACUCAAGCUCUGCCAAGCUCUUCCCACAAGUCCCAGCAGUUGCUUCUGCAUUCCAGUUCCGCCAUUUCUAACUCAGCUCCAACUCUGGCAGACCACGGGUUUCAGCCAAAAUAUGCAUCACAGUCCAGCAAGCAGCAAAACAGAUCAUGACCUCAAUCAACUGAAGAUUCAGCAUAGCCUGGAAAGCAAGAUCAAGCAGCUGAACAUGGCCCUUGUUUUAGAGCCAGAGUCAGUGUCACGCCCUGGGCCUGACAAAGGCACCCCAGCUUCCUCCCAACAGGUUGAGAACACACAAGGGGUCUUGCAUCCAACAUCUGCCAGUCAAAAUCAAGAUACCUCUGAGACAGCAGGCAUACAAAUACAAAUAACAGAUGUCCACAGUCUCAGCAUUAGCUGCAGUUUUUAUGACAAUGAUGAUGACCAUUUCCUACCCUCCCUGCAAAGCCUUGACAAUGCAGACCCACCACCAUCCAUCACUGAGGGCUUUCACACAAACCACAUAAAAACCAGCCAUUUCCCAACCCACAAUGUUGAUGAUGUCCUCUUCCGCUCCCAGACAUUUCCACCACAUGGUAUGGAACAGUACCUGCUUUACGAUGAUGAGCUCCCCCAGUUCUCCAACAUCCCCACUGACACUAACGACAUGAUUAGCUGUACGGACACGAUGCACCUCACACCCACCAUUCCCCCUAACGCUGUCCACUUUGACUGGCAACACCCUUGGUUUGAUCACACUCCCAAAAAAGACACUUCAAAAGACAUUUCCAGAGGUCUCCCAACAGCUACAGUGACAUCUUCAUCAAAAGAAGAGGCAAUGGAUCAAGCACGCCAACUGUCUAAUGGUGUCAAAGUCAGCGUGCCUGUGUUGUAUGUACCAACUACAACAGAAAGCUCAACUGUUAAACAAGAAAAACAGGAAGCAGUCUGGGCACAUUCAGAGCAGCAAAUAGGUGAUGAAACUGGGCAAGUUUCCAUGCAAGAUUGCUUGCCUCGUUCUCUCCCUUCAAGCAUGGAAGGUACUCCUGCACAAGCUCCUCUGCAGAAGUGCUUGUCUCAGGCCUUGACCUUGGCUAUGGAGGGAGAUGCAGCUGUAGAACUGUCACAGGAAACUGGACAUGCAAAUCAUGCUCACAGUUUCACUCCAAUUCUGAGCAAGGACACUGGGUGUCCCAGCAGCUUUCUGUCCCCGCCACCCAGUGUUGAGAUGCUGCCCUGCUUGUCCAACUCUGGAACACCAGGUCCCGAGGACAGCGGCUACCUGACCAUGGAAGAACAGGAACUGGUAUCCCAAAGCAGCUCCUACUGGCAACAACCUCAUUUUACUGACAAGAUGGAUAGCAACACCAGCUUCAGAAGGCACUCAGCAACUAGCAGUAGUUGCUCUAGCCUCUCAGGUCCUGCUGGUCCUGGUCCUGGUCCUGGUGGUGGAGGUAGGUGCAGUGGGGAUGGCAGAGGAAGUCAUUUUGUUCCGCUGCGUGACUGCAUGGACCACUCGGUUCAAAUGGCCGGCAUGCUCUCAGAUGACGCUGUAUACUACCCCUUUUCUGACCUUAUGCAGCUUCACCCCAGCCUCCUUAGUGAUCAGGAACCAUCAAUACACUACAUUCCCAACGCCUCUCCUUUCUACCCCCUGCCACAGCAGAAAGCGGACAAAUACCCCCCUCCACAACCCCCCCAGACCUCAGUACGCAGGCGUCGCCAGGGUCCAAGCAGGGGACAAAGUACACAGAUCCAAUCAGACCAGAUAACGUCUUCACUUCUAAAACAGCAACAGGAGUGUCAACCAACAACCACUACCUACACCAAACGCCCAUACAAACGACGUUCAUCUAGCAUGGACACAAAACAAAAGCAAGCGCUGAUAAAACCUGAAGCUUCUAAAGACAAUGCAGAAAUCAGUGCUGGGGAGAAACGCGCACGGCACAAUGAGCCUCUUAACCAGAAGGCAGUGAGCAUCAUGUUUGAGUGGUACUGUCAGAAUGAGGAAAACCCGUACCCUUCCAAGGAGGAGAAGGAACGUAUGGCACAGGAAGGGGGCAUCACCACAAUGCAGGUCAAAUCUUGGUUUGCUAAUAAACGCAACCGUUCCCACAACACUCGCCCAAAAGUGCAGAAACGUGCCAUGGAGGAGAAGCUGAUGCAGAUCUGUAACCACCUGUCAAGGGAGAAAACCAGCUGCAUGCAGCAGGGAGACAACUCUUUCAUCAUCAAGGAGCUGUCGCAGAUCAUUCACACAUUUGAGAAGGAUAGCUCCUGAUAAGGAGAAAGAGGCACUUCUACUCUUUUUUUUUUUUUUGGUAAAUUUUGAAUCUUUGUACACAUUUUGAUAAUCAAAUAUUUAUGCAAAAAAGUCAAUUCCAGUCUAAUGCAUUUUUUUUUUUUUUUGCAGUUUUGAUGAUUAUCCACAAUGCUACACACAAUUUUUUGUUAGAUUUACAAUUUAGAAGCGAUAAACUAAGCAAAUCUUUUAUUUCACUAAUUUUGAUAAAGAAAACUUUGCUAUUUAUCAUUCUAAAGGCAUUCAUAUAGAAACAUAACAUACCUAAAAUACAUAAGUUUGUGUUCAGCAUUAUUAAAUGCAGUUAACUGUCACUAUUUAACUUCAUGAUAAAACUGGCAUUUACAUUUAUUUCAAUCUAUGACCUGGGUUUGUAUGAUCUUUCAAUAUGUUUGUCUCUGUUGUGGCAUUUUGAUGCCAUAUAGAAGGAACACAAUAUGGCUAUAAUCAUGCACCAUUGCUGGCUAGUGACACUUUGUGAGCUUAAGAGACAGCAGGAAUGUGAACUCAUCUAAUGCAAUUUGAUGAAGAUGCUGUGCACGCUACUUAAACAACAUGUUUUAUUCCCAAAUGGACAAUUUGUGAAGCUAAGUCUAAUUGAAGCUGGACUUUAUUUAGCUAGUCUGUAUGGUGCACCAGUGCAAUCAACAAAUGCAGUUUCUGAUGAUUUGUGAUGGUAAGCAUUUAUUUGCCACUGGAUCAUAUAUAGAACUCCUCUUCCUGUUUUAUAAGGUAUUGUGCAGGACAGCUGUAAAGCUUUAACAUUUAGCAAACACUUGAGAAGAAAGUCAGCAUGGUACUACUACUCAGAUCCCUUUGCCAUUUUUUUGUGUGUUAUGAUUGUUAUUGCUUUUGUGGUCAUAAAAAGGUAAAUAAAAACAUUGCAAUUACUAGAUACAUUGUACAAAACCCUUUCAGUAAUAUUAAAUGAAAUGUGUUUUUCUGGAAAACACAGAACUUUCACCAGUAACAAACUGUUUGCAAAGUUUAUUUCCAGAAAAAGUUCUCCAUAUCUUGAAAUAGUUAUCUUCUAAAUUCAGUUACACACUCCCUGCAUUGUCCUUUUGUCACAAAUAACUGUUAUUAUGCACAUUGUACAUUAACAAUUUUACAUGUUGAUGUAAGUACAUUUUCAGUACAGUCACGCUUCUAGUGUUUGGUUUAGUUCGGUUAAAUUUCCCAAGCCUGUGCAAGAGUUCAUGAUUUUAGGGACAAAUCAAAUUUAUUCAGCACAGAAAACAUGAUUAUUACUAUUAAGUGUGUUAGGAAGGUAAGCUGGGUGUCAUUACAGAUGAUAUGCAGACUUGUGUUUGAGAGGUUCCUUAUUUUGACAAACAAGAUGCUUUUGCUUUUUUCUCUAUCUUGUAUAUUGACCCAAAGACGCUUGUAUGUUAACCCAACGAUGCUCUACCAAACUGUGCAAUAUAUAAAAAAUGGCAGAACUGGUUCUUUGUGUUAGUCCACAAAGAAGUGAACUCCCUUUGGCUGCAGGUAUUUAAAGCGCUCUGUGAUAUCUGAUUGUGUCUUUCAAAGAAGUAGUUCCAUUGACUAACCACAAUAUGUAAAACUUGUUUCUCACAGUGAAUUUCAUAGUGUUUUCUUUUUGAUAUGUUUGAUGCAUCAGGCUGGUAGUGAUACGAGUGUGAAUGUGUGCUUAUGUGCAAGUUGGAACAAAAUUCUGUAUGCUUGUUCAGUUUCAUUCUUCAUUCAUGAUCUACAUGACACGUCAUUAUCGUUCAUUUACUUUAAACUAUUCUCAAGCAUGGAAACAACAAAUAUAACUGACAUGUCAGUUUCAUUUUACA